Molecule: messenger RNA, 3052 nt
Organism: Pezoporus occidentalis (night parrot)
Lineage: Eukaryota; Metazoa; Chordata; Aves; Psittaciformes; Psittacidae
Gene: SAMD3
Product: sterile alpha motif domain containing 3
Exons: 11
Coding region: 350-1912 (520 amino acids)
Molecular function (GO): protein binding
Source: RefSeq, a predicted model, not a curated record
UAAGGUGCUUGAUUGACUCUAAACAUAUGUGUGAUAGAAUCUUAUCUGAUGGUGGGGUGGUUUGGUUUUUUUUCUCUCCGUAAAAUGUCAGCCGUUUCCUGAGGAGCGUGGUGGUGGUGAAUUUCACACCUUUACUCUCCUCUGUGUGGAAACCUGGGUGUUAAUGGUACUGGAGCAGGUCGUCUUUUACAAGAAAUGAGACUGUCUUUUAAAACAGAGGGAAAGCAAGGAAGGGAGAGGAGGUGAAGGAAAGGAUCCAGGGAGACUGCCACUUGUAGCAGGCAUUAGUUGGAUUAUUUUGUGCUGGUUUUAUUCAGAGCAUUGAAAUUUUGCAUUGCAACACCUGAAGAUGGAAAAUUGGUCGGUUGAUCAAGUCUGCAACUGGUUGAGACAAAGAAAUUUAGGUGAACUAGUUCCUAAGUUUCGGGAAGAAGAAGUAAGUGGAGCAGCUCUUCUGGCUCUUAAUGAUCGUAUGGUGCAGCAGCUGGUGAAGAAGAUUGGGCACCAGGCAGUGCUGAUGGACAUGAUCAAUAAAUAUCAGCAACAAAAAAGUGGUCUAAAAUCCCUUACAUAUGAUUCUGAAACAGCUUCUCAAAAAUUUCCAGAAGUAAUUAGUGGGGUUACUGACAGACAAAUGUUAAAUUCUUCUGGUCCUGUAGAGCAGAAAAAACAUCUGUGCUCAACUGAAAGGGAAGAAGGACUAAUUGAUCACAGAGUGCUAAAGCAAAAAAAGAAUCUGAAAUCAUUUUUUACAAGAUACAAGACGUUGCAGUGGACAAGUUCUUAUGCUUUGCCAGACUUUCCUUAUGAUGUCAAGUGCAUAUUAGCAGAAAAAAAAUGCCCUGAUCACAGUAUGAGAAUAAGAAUCAUUGAAUUUUUACAAGCAGACAUGACAAAAUACCUAGACGGAUCACUGUAUCCAACCAGUCAGCAAUAUAACAUAGUUGUCAAUGCUCUGCUGCAGGCAUAUCCCUUCCUUGAUGAAGAUGGGAAUGGCUUUUUGCUGUGGAAACGGGCCCUUAAGGAUCGUUUCAAGUAUGUGCGGAGACCCAUUGAAGAUGAUGAGCAAGUCCUGAGGAACAAAUGCAAAUUUGGCCACAGGAGAGGACAGACCAGGAAAUGUUCAUUUGCUGAAAACAAACCUGACAAUGUCCAGGUGCAGGUAGAGGAAGAACCAGUUUAUCUUGAAGACAGUGCAAUGGAUGUACACAUUCAGUGGCUUAAGCAAGAAUAUCUGAAAACUCAGAGGAACUGGAAAGAAGUGGAUAACAGAAUGAAUGUGACAAUUGAAAUGCGGAGAAAGAUGAUCAGUGAUAAGGCACCCUUAAAAGACAUUCUUAGACUAUUUCCUUUCUUAAGAUGCCCUUAUCAGCUCUUUAGGGAGUUCCAGCUUCUCACACACAUGGACAUUUAUAAGAAAACAGUUGAGAUUUUGGAGAUUUAUUCAGAAAACAUAUUAUCUUUGUAUGCGGUGAGGAACAAUCCAAUUAACGUUAUGCUGCAAGAAAAUCUGAAGCGUCACACAGAGCAAGACAUUCUGAAAUAUAUGAAAAUGACUGCUGCAUGUCUGCUCCUGCCAGAUGUCUUUGGAGAUGAUUCCAGUCUGUUUGCUGCUGUGAAUGAGGAGGUAAAGGCAGUGACACCAGUAUUGGAAGUAAAAAAUCCUUUCCACGUGAAUUCAUGUGAGUUUGUGCUGUAUGUAGAAAGAGAAGAGCUAGCCCAGCUCCAUGACUGCACCAUGGCCCUGGCAGCACUGGUGGCUGCAUUUCAUGUGUUUGAUAUCCCGUGCCCAAAGAGAAUCCACAGGACACUGAACUUCCUGGAGUCCCUGGUCUUUGAAGUGAGGAGCCCAGCAUCCCUGUUCACCCAGGUAAAGAGAGAACUGGAGGCACCCAACUAUCCCAGUAUCUGAUGGUGUACACAACACCCCUCAGAAGCAUUUGACAAAUUUAUUUUGUCAAAAUAAAUCCCUCUGUUGUGAAGAUAAAUCAGUGCCAUUCUUUCUGGUGAAAAUGUGUGUAUAUUUAUAACAGUUACGUUUAAUAAUGCCUUUUUUUUUUUUUUAAGUUGUACUAGCUGCUUUUUACAACAAUUUAAACCGAAGCAUUUUCAUUACUUUAAAUGGAAAUUCUAGAGCACUCUAGAGGCAUUAGAGAUAAUAAAAUUUUCUAGACUACUGCAUGUGUCAUGGAUUAUUUUUCCAUACGGAGCAUUUGACAAAUUCAGAUAAUAUUUUGACCCUCAGAAUGUUAAAAACCACAUUGUGAGCGAAUGUGAGCACUUCACUGCUUCAGAUGCUAAUACAGUUAAUGUUUUGAAGUGGCACAAAUUAAAGAUUUCCUUUUUACCAUCAUUUCAUUAUACUAUCAUCACUAAAAGCCUACUAUAAUAAUUUUUGUAUUUUAAAAUGGUGGGCCUGAUUUUUAGUUUGCAGGAAGAUAAAUUUCUAGUAUUCUCUCCAUGCAUAACACCUUUUUAUUUUUACAUUGCUCCUGAAUUUGCUAAAUAAGGUUUCUAAGAUGAGUUCUCAAAGUAGCAAGAAUGACUUACCUGGGAUGCUGCCAUGUGUGUUUGUAACCACAGCUUUGGCGCCAGGGAGAGAAUGCCUCAUUUUCCUGAAUUUGUUCCCCAGAACAAAUUGGCCUUCUCCACAUGGCGACUAUGUCUGCCCCCACAGAGCGGAGGCCCUCUCUUCUAUUCUUCCACAGCCUCCUUUUCUCCCUUACACACUCCUCCUAACUCCUGCAUGUCUGGAAAUCCCAGGGACUACUGCCUGACAGUGCAUGGCUUUUGGACAAACACCUAGUGAUGGACAGUAGCAACAGCCCAAACACAACUCAUUGCAUGGAAUUAGAAAUCAAAAUGGAUUUUUAUUAAAACAUUGCAUUCUACCAGAGAUCAACCUCCUACCCGUUCUAAAAAUGCCUGUGCGGGCAAUGCAGUGUUUGUGGUCACCACCAUUCUUUAAACACUCAAACACACAGCCUGGAAGACCACAGCUGUCUUGUUAAAGCUCAGCUGUGCAGCCGUGACUCCAAUGCAGAGACUAUGC